Messenger RNA from Ceratitis capitata (Mediterranean fruit fly), 1163 nucleotides. Its product is annotated as odorant receptor 49b-like. Gene Ontology annotation, molecular function: olfactory receptor activity; odorant binding. The transcript is spliced from 7 exons. Gene Ontology annotation, biological process: detection of chemical stimulus involved in sensory perception of smell; sensory perception of smell. The record is from RefSeq and is a predicted model, not a curated record. Lineage: Eukaryota; Metazoa; Arthropoda; Insecta; Diptera; Tephritidae. Gene Ontology annotation, cellular component: plasma membrane. The coding region runs from base 1 to 1134 and encodes 377 amino acids.
AUGGCUACAGAGCGGAAAUCAAUGCCAAACGUUGAAAGAUUAUUCAACUGGAAUCUCGAAGCUUGGACGCGUUUGGGGUAUUUGGACAAACGAAAGAGACUACUCGCCUGCACCAUUAUAUCAGCACCGAUUGUAGUUUCGAUGUUCGUUAUGCCUACAUUUUUCAUGGGUGUAAAUACCUUCGAACAGCAUAUAUAUAACUUUUACAUGAUAAUCGUGACAUCCUCGUCGGUGGCGCGGGCAAUUCUGAUUAUUAUAAAACAACGUAAAAUCUUAGAUUUGUUAAACGAUAUGGAAAACUGGUUUGUGGAAGUGCAAGAACAAAACGAUAACAAUGCUUUAGAAACAUUAAACAAGCUUACGCAGAAGGUUCGACGAUAUUCCAAAUACACACUGUGGUGGGUGAUAAUUUUUGGUGCAUUUCUCUCCUUUCAACCAAUAUGUACUGGCUAUGGCAAGUUUGUUUACGAUACUCAAAUUCCGGGCAUCGAUUUACAUCAAAGUCCUCUGUAUGAAAUUAUGUAUGGCUUUCAAUCUCUGUGGGUUAUACCAAUGGCAUGUGUCUCAAGCAUCUCAUAUGCAGAUACACUACUGAUAUUUAUAUCUUUUGGAAUUUUCGCAACAAAACAACUUCAACGAAAGCUGAAAGAUAUUUCGCAAAUGGAUGAGCAGCAAGGUUUGGAGAAUAUCAAAAAAUGUGUACAAUAUCAUUGGAAAAUAAUUAAAUUUGGGGAGGACUUGGAAAACGCGUAUUCGUUGAUGUGCUUACUAGAUUUUAGUUUGUAUUGUGUGACACUUUGUAUGUUGUUGUUUUACUCAGUUAUGGACUUUACUUGGGCCCUCAUGUUUCAAGCAGUUGUUGUUGAACUCAUAUUAACCUUACUAAUAUUUCUAACAACUUUUCUGGCUGACAUAUUCACGCAAGAGAGUUUGAAUGUAGCUCAAACCGCCUAUGACAUGAACUGGCUACAACGUGACAAGGCAUUUCGCGUAGCUGUUCUGCUUAUUAUUCUCAGAAGUCAACGACCGUUAAUUCUCACUGCCGGUGGCAUACAACCAUUGAAUUUGGAAACCUUUUUGGCAAUUAUGCGCUCUUCGUAUUCAUUUUUCUCCGUUUUACGGGGUGUAAUGUGAUAUUUUAAUUUCAAGAUAGAUUAUCAUUG